Molecule: messenger RNA, 2534 nt
Organism: Amblyraja radiata (thorny skate)
Lineage: Eukaryota; Metazoa; Chordata; Chondrichthyes; Rajiformes; Rajidae
Gene: ankrd39
Product: ankyrin repeat domain 39
Exons: 5
Coding region: 1444-2007 (187 amino acids)
Molecular function (GO): protein binding
Source: RefSeq, a predicted model, not a curated record
CUGCCACCUCUUUUUAUGGUAUUAUGCGGUGGUGGCAAAUACAAUGGGUUGUUGAAAGCCACCCAGAUUAUUCUCGCAUUACUCCUCUUCACAUGAUCUCUAUUACGGCCAGAAAUACAUUUGUGGCUUUCCUCCAAGUUCACCUCAUCAGUAAUUAUAUUGGUCUAGCAACCACUACAAUUGCAAUGCUGUCAGAACUGCAUUGUUGAAGAUAAGAGCAUGAAAUAAUACCUGAGAUUUAACCAUUUAAAAACAAAUCCUUAAGUAUUUCGAGAAGAAGCCGGAUUGAACGUUUGUCAGCAAACUGACUUGGUGGGAGAUUGAGAUUCAGCCGGACUGAUAAAGAUCGACUCCGCCUAUUAGACGUUAAUUGAAUGGGUGAUGUUUUGGGUCGAGACCAUUGAAAUUGUGAUUUAUGUUUGAACCCUAACCAAAUACCAAUGUUUUACGCCAUCUGGUGUUCACAUACAAGAUUAACAUGGAAAGUAUUGAUUGGUGAACUUUUAUUUUUUUAAUUGAGAUACAUUUAAUCAAAAACAAUUCGUCGCGACCGCAAGGAAACGUGAUCACGAAUUUCGCCUCUGGGGCUAUCCAGACAUUUCAAUUUGGAUACACUUCGGUUCCUUCCCCCUCCGCUCGGAUUGGCUGCGGACCUGGUUGUAUCUUUACUGUUAGUUACAUCGUAAACCUUUGUGUUUUCAAGAGGUGAGUGAAAUGGAGGUGUUUGUCCUGAGAAAUAGUCCGAGUUCAACCCAAAGAUCUUAGAGCAGCUCUAAGAUCUUUGGUUCAAACGGCUGUUAUUGCUGACAUUGGUGGUAUAGGAAGUGCUGACUCACCAGGGUUUGUCUGCAUGAGUGCACACUGUUUUUGCGGCCAUCUUUAGUUUAUUGCACGUCUUUCCAGUCCUUCAAUUUUAAUAUUGCUUCUAGGGUUUGAGUAACGACCAAAGAUUAUAAUCUUUGGUAACGACCCAGUCAGCGGUUAGGCAUAUAGUUUCACAGGUUUGCACUACCAGUUAGCUUUGGUUUCAAAGUGGUGACGUGUAGCAGAUCUAGAAUCUAAGAGUGGAAAUGUUGGCGAGGAAUUAUCAGACGAGUCCCUGGCAAGUCCAUCGACCCAGUCUUUUUAAAGAUUGUGUCGAAAUAAUUUAAAAACAACAGAAAAUGCAAGCGAAAGAACACUAUAGACCGGUCAGUAUCAAUGGUGAAAACGUUUAAAGUCUGGAUAUGGUCAACUAUUGAAGACCCAGUCAGUCGUGGCCAGAGGUAGAACCUUUUUACUCCGCUUUGUUUUUGGGGUCACCGGUCGAGAAGAUGAAUUUACCGGAGAGAAUGCGAGCGACCAGGUUGCGGGGAAAAGAUCGGCGCGGGGUUUGAAUGAGCCAAUUGAAAGGCCUCGUCUUUGCUGGUCUACGGGCCGCGACGUUUACUUCCAACCAGAAGCAUGGCCUCGGCUAGCCAUAGUCUGGAUUGUACCUGCUGUUCUAUUGACUCCUCAGUCCCAAGUGUACAGCAGACAUUAGAGGAAAUGGAUUUUGACAGAGGCAUCUGGUCAGCAGCCUGUAAUGGUGAACUCGGCAGGGUGCAGAAUUUUCUGGAAAAAGGGACCGAUCCAAAUUCACCUGAUCGAUCGGGCUACACAGCGUUGCACUAUGCCAGUCGCCGUGGUGAUUAUAAGAUCUGCGAGUAUCUGCUGAAGAAUGGAGCAAACAGUAAUGCUCAGACUAAAGGAGGGGCAACUCCACUUCACAGAGCUGCCUACUGUGGCCACCUCCCUGUGCUCAAGCUGCUGCUGUCCUAUGGAGCCACCCCUGCUAUCACGGAUGAUGACGGCGCAACUCCUCUACACAAGGCUGCAGACAGGGGUCAUCAGGAGGCAUGCGAUGUUUUGCUCAAGGAGAAUCCUGCUCUAAGGACAAUAAAGGACAGAAGGUCCAGAGCACCUCAUGAUCUGGUGACAGACCAUCCAACUUUGAAGGAACAUCUGCAGCCCAGGAAGUUAACGUGAAAACCAUUUUCUGGAUUUAAUAUCCCCUGCCAAUACAGCACUUACAACAUCGACUAUAGAUUUUGUAAAAGUAACAAUGUCCUUCAUUUAUUAGUCACAUUGGAGCUUUGUCUGGUGGAUUGCCAGGCUGAUGUGACUUGAUGUGCUGAUCAACUUGUGGAUGAUUUACAAAAAUAUCUGCAUCCAGCUCCCAUAUUGCUGGGGGCAACUGAUGACUAUAAUUUUCUGGGUUACUAAAUGCGGUAAUGUAACAACCAAGUUGCUACUACUUUAUUUUAUCCUGCUCAUACAGACUGAUAUUUUAAGGUAUUAAAAUUUCAAAUUAGUAGGCUAUUCUUAUCCACUGUUUUAUUUUUCCACAUUUCAUCUUACUUUUUCAUCUUUGCUACCAGUCUCUGCAGUUGAUCCUAACCAAAAUGAACAAUUUGAGAUGCAAUUUCUUCAAACCUGACUGUAAGAUUGAUGGACUGCUAGACUCAAAGUACAAUUUAAAACUUUGUGACAUAAAUCUGUGUCAUAAAUAGCAA